AUGAGAGAAUAAAAUAAUGCCGUAAAUCCAGAUAGUAAAGAUUUCAAUAAAGUUUUAGAAGAAAGAUUUAAAACUAAAGAUAUGGAAACGAUAACUCAUGCAAUUUUAAAUGAAGCAAAUUUAAUUAGCGGAUAAAUAUUUUAAUUAUGGCAUAAGUAUCUUGAUUUAUAUAAAAUAUCUCCUUUGUACUGUCAAGCUUUAUUGAGAUUUGAACAUUAGGAAAAAAUGAAGGAAAGAAUGAAUAUUUUUAUUAUAAAAUAAAAAAUACUGAAUAAAAAUUUUUUCAAAGUUCAUGAAUAAAGCUUAGUUGAAUAAAACUAAAAAGAGACUGAUAAAAGGCGUCCUUUGUUAUCUAAAUAUUGUUAAAUAUAUAAUAUAUUUAUUAAUAUAUAAUAAUAUUAAAAAAAGACUGAAUGUGAUAAUUUAACAACAGAAAACGGGAACAUAUACUAUAAAGGAAUUCAUUUAUUUGUUUUAGUACACGGUUUCCAAGGAAAUGCAUUUGAUAUGAAAUUAUUAAAAAACUAUAUCAACUAUUGUCAUCCCGAAGCAAUGUUUUUGUGUUCUUAAUAAAAUGAGGAAAACACAGAAGGAGAUAUAGAAGAAAUGGGAAAAAACUUAGCAAAUGAAAUAAUUACAUUUAUAUAAGAUAAUUGUAGUGGUGAAAAUUUAGGAAGAAUAAGUUUAAUUGGAUUUAGUCUAGGAGGAAUUAUAGUAAGAGCAUCAUUAACACAUUUAGAAGAAUAUAAAACUAAAAUGUAUACUUUUAUAAGUUUAUCUUCUCCUCAUUUAGGCUUUAUGUAUAAUUCUAAUAAAAUUAUUGAUGCAGGAAUUUGGAUUUUAAAAAGAUGGAAAAAAAGCUUAAGCUUAUAAUAAUUAACAAUGACUGAUUAUAAAAAUAUAUAAUAGACUUUCUUAUUUAAACUUUCACUUUCAAAAGGGUUAGGUUGGUUUAAAAAUGUUUGCUUAGUUUCCAGUUUUUAAGAUAGUUAUUCACCUUUCGAUUCUGCAAGAAUUGAAACGACUAAAGAAGCUAUGAAAGAUGCUGGGUUUAAAAAAAAAAAAAAUCGUUAAUUAUAAAUAUUUUUUUAAUUUAAAAGAAAUGGAAAACUUUAUAAUGAAAUGUCUUAAAAUAUUUUAAGUUAAUUAACUACAAAUUAAUUAUAUAGAUUAGAUGUUCAUUUUGAUAUUUAAGAAAAAAAUAUUGAUACUUUAAUUGGAAGAGCAGCACAUAUAUAAUUUAUUGAAUGUUAAUAACUUAUUAAAAUUCUUGUAUAAAGCUAUGAUAUGUUUUUCAGAUGA
Messenger RNA from Ichthyophthirius multifiliis, 1302 nucleotides. RefSeq names its product serine esterase, putative. The transcript has 4 exons. Lineage: Eukaryota; Ciliophora; Oligohymenophorea; Hymenostomatida. The record is from RefSeq and is a predicted model, not a curated record.